Amoebophrya sp. A120 is the source of this 720-nucleotide messenger RNA. The record is from the annotation of a GenBank genome assembly. NCBI's taxonomy places the organism in Eukaryota, Dinophyceae, Syndiniales, Amoebophryaceae.
AUGAGUCCGGAAGACCGCAUCAAGAGUUUCGAGAUCAUGUUCGGCAUCCGCUUAAAGUUGGACGGCGUGGCGCCGGAAGACACGAAACAGGCACGCAUCAUGGCGGGGAAAGUGCUCGAUCAGUUCGACCGGAACCUGCUUCUCUCCCCAACGGAUCCGACGAGCCUGCUGUCCAUGCUCCGGUGCGUGCCCUGCUCGUUUCUGAAGAAACGAAAGUGCCUGGACGAGAUAGUCGUGGUGAACGAUCUGAAGAUGGGCGGCUUUUCGUGCGGCGGCUUGGCCUACUACCAAGGCCCGAAGAAGCCGAAAAAAGUGUUUCUGAACUGGUCGACACCGGGCGGCUGGCGGAAGAACGCGUUUUUCCACGAGAUCUAUCACAUGAUCGAUUUCUGCGACGACAAUGUGAACGAUCCGCACGACAAAGAGUGGAAAGCCCUGCACGGCCCGGGAUUCCGGUACAACGACGAGACCCUGCCGCGCGUGAACAAAGCCGUCAGUCUGGAUGCGCGGAAGGGCGUGGCCCCCGCCGGGUUCGCCUGCAGUUACGGCAUGACCAAUGUGCGGGAGGACAAGGCCUGCUUGAUGGCGCAUUGGAUGACGAUGAAACGGGAUCUCGUCGCGCGGAACGAACCCGUGUUGAUGAAGAAAGUCAAGAUUUUGGAAAACGAACUCCGAAAUUUCGACCCCGCGUUCCAGAGAGUGUUUUUGGAGUACAAAUGA